UGCAGAGGGAGAAAGUGUCUCCAUUGGUAUAGGCUCCCUUUGGCUCCCUAAAUGGGAGCCUAUACCGUAACUCUAUCCGCUGGCAGUGGCGGCAUGACAACAGGGCAGUUAAUUUCUUCUAUCUCCUCCAAUAAUGAACCGAUCUGAAAAAUUAUUUCGGUCGAACGCUUUUACAUGGCGCGCCACAGCUUCCAUGUUGUAUAACCAAAAUUAGCAAUGGGGCCUGGUGAGGGGCCCUUUAAGGAGACACUAUGAAGAGAAAACACUUUAUUGUAGGAAAGAUGGGAUCACUAAGCCAACGUCAUGGUGGCGGUCGUGCCAUAGUCUAUAUAUACGACCGAGUGCACGGACGCUCUCUUUCUCUCUCUGUUGCUUGCGUUUUUUUUUUCCGCUCACAGCAUGCAAUAAAGAGUUAAAAAGUUAAGUUUUGUUACUCAUCGCCUCGACUUUGCUCGCGCCUCCUCAGGGACUUCUCCAGCCAGUCAUGUUAUGUUCGCUCGUGAGCCUUGGUACGGAGAAACCUGGGGAGCUCCCGCCCAAGACACGCGUGUGAUAACGUUAUUUAUUAUUUCUACACGAGUGCGCGGAUAACGUUGGUGCGUGCGAAUCCUUGGCACGUAAAUCAAAUAACUGUAGUGCACGAGCAUAACGUCGUAAAUGGGGAGCGUAGCUCACGCUUGUGAGUAUACGUGUGGUUUUGUUUGCGUUCUUUUCGGCAUGGCAGCGACUGACUGAACGACAAUGCACAGAGAGGUGCGCCCACUCGUCAUACGUGGAGUCACUUUCCCACCGAAGCGACCACUGCCAUGGCGUCGGAGCUCCGAGCGCCGGCGCUGCCAUAUUGCUAUUAUCGAAAGCAGAUAUAUACUUCCGGGCCAUUUGAUGUCUGUCUGCUUACGCGCGGUGGCCAAAAGAAGAAAAAAAAGAAGUCGCCGCAAGGAGAGAGCAGCGGCAGGGAACGGGAUCUGCCUCACGUGAUGGCUCGGGACGGGCGCGUGCAUCGCGUGUGGUUUACGCGACUCUUUGUCCUCGACACUGGCGGCGCGGACCCGUACUGCACGCACGUUGAGUCUGUUGGCGGGCGGACUAUUGUGGACCUGGAAGGAACUUUCUCGCUGCUCGAUUUAGCAACAGGACAUUCAAGACGUACCGGUAGAUAUGGCCGUCUACAAGGAGGUUGUUGUUAUAGGCAAUGGGCCAUCGGGCAUCACCAUGUCAUACUUCCUAGCUGGUAAUUGGCCAUGCUACGCACCUGGUGCCUGUCACCCAAACCCGUACCUACAUGCGAGGCUUGAAAAUAAUCGAAGUCUUUCCCUUGUUGAACAGGACCUCUCAUUGCUGAGCUCGGGCCUUGAGGGACGCUCGUGCAACCCAGUGUCAUUACUCCUGGACACCUUGUGCCAUCCAGAUGCUGACCUUGGCUCUGAUGAGCCUUCUGCUCUGAGUUGGGUUCACAAUCCAUCCAGGGUGCUGGACCAUGUUGUCAUUGGCAAUGGUCUACCAGGAGGCAGUUGGCAGAGGAUGGAUGGUGGGAUCCUUACCAUAAGCCUUGGUUCUUGGAUGGAGCUGCCAGACCUGACUUUCAAGGAGUGGGACUCAUCAAAGCCACAGUCGCCGCAAGGCUCCCCCAACUGCCAAAACCGUGUGUCAGUGCAGCGAGUGGCCCAGUACUACCGGGACUAUGUCAACCUCAAGCAUCUGCAGCGUUACUUUCGGAACUUUGCCUCUGUGCAGUCUGUGCGGCCUUGCAACUCCGAGGAUGACCCGGAAGGGGGCCACUUGUGGGAAGUUAAAGGUGUAGACAAACAGACUGGGACCUCUUUCUGCUAUGUCACACCACAUGUUGUGCUAGCAGCUGGCCAUUACGAUGCACCAAGGCGGCUUGGCAUUCCAGGAGAGGACCUGCCUUUUGUGUCCCAUGAUUUGGGACAGCUAGAAGUUCUGCUGCGUGACACCAAGAGUUCCAUCAAGAAAUUGGCUGUUGUAGGAAGUGGGCUGUCAGCUGCAGAUGCUGUGAUCGCAGCACGUUUCCAUGGUGUAGAUGUUUGUCAUGUGUUCCGCAAAAGGGUGGAUGAUCCUGAUCUUGUGUUUAACCAGCUGCCACGAUCUAUGUAUCCAGAGUACCAUAAGGUACACCAGAUGAUGUCCUCAGCUGAGCAUUACCCAGGCUACAAAGCAUAUGCCCAUUGCCAGGUACGCUGCAUCCAUAGUGAUGGCCGCAUGGAACUAGAUUCAGACACAGAAAUUCGAGAUGUCUCCCAUGUAUUGGUGCUCAUUGGAUCCCACCCAAACCUUGACUUUCUGCCUUUGGAAGGCACACAGCUAGGCCUGGUAGCAGGGCUACCGGUAGACUGCAGGGCUAACCCAAUUCAAAUUCACCCCCACACUCAUGAAACUGAAGCUCUCAAAGGCAUCUAUGCUCUUGGGCCUCUUGUUGGGGACAACUUUGUACGAUUUCUCCAAGGCGGUGCUCUAGCUGUGACAGCACACAUUUGGAGGAGUGUGAGUGGCACCUAAGCCUCUCUGGCCAACAGAAGGUACGGGAACAAGGCCUCCAAAGCUACAAAAAUACUGUCAGCUGAGCUGUAUAGCAAAAAUGUCUCACGUGUCACUACAUGUUGUGUGUGACCAUGUUAAUGGGCCCAUUACCAUGGGGAACCUCUGCCCUGACAGGCAUUGUAGCCAAGUCAUGGCACAAAAUGGUAUCUGACCAAUGCAGGAACUAGUCUGUAUUUUUUAUCUAUAUGGUAGGUUUACUGCUGUUUUUCAGCAGUGUUUGGUGUGAGACCACUGGUGAAUUCAUUUUUCACUCUUGUGCUUACCAUUUCAGUUAAGUAGCCCAGUCGAUGGUUUUUUUUAUAUAUAGAAACAUAUUUGAAAUUUGAUGAAAUAGGUGUAUGUACCAUUUGUCAUUGUAGCAGUACUGUGUUGUCAAUUCAGGUUUAUGCUUGCACUCUGAUGCAGAUCUGAUGAAAUCUGGAUUGCAAUGGUCAUGACAGUGAUACCACCAUGAUAGACAAGAUUAUUCCAGUUCACUGUUUGUUGUUUGUUAUCAUUUCUGUGUUUAUUUAUUUUUCAUCCGUAUUGUUUUUAUAUACAGAUACACGUUGAAAUUUCCUAAACUCUAAAAACAUCUUUUUUUGGAAGGUGUUUAUGAAUGUGCAUUCUUGGUUACAUGACUGGUCUUGUAGUUGUGCAACAUAUAGCUGCACUGCGCAUUUUCAUUGUUCACUACAAGAUCAUGUACAUUUGUCAUAGGUAAUGCUGCAAAUUCUGCACCUACAUAUAUGUGUUGCAUGAAUGCAUGCAGGAGGCAAUCUGCUAACAGUGCCACUUAUAAACCAGUGCUCAUUUUUUAUUGUAGUUUCACAAGAAAUGCUGAAUGAAUAUAAGUGUGCAUGUAUAAGUAUCAGUGCUUGUGGAGCUGCCACUGGCAGGUUGAGCAGCUUCUUUUGUGUGUGUGUAUGUGCAUGCAUGUGUGUGUGUACAUGCAUGCAUAUUUGUGCAGUGAGUCAUGUUGAGAAUUAUAUACAUAUAAUUAUAUGAAGUCUAUCAUUCCCUAUGGGUGCUUUGUACUUGUAAAUCGAAUUCGUUCUCUGCAGAAAGAAAAGGAUUUGCCAUUUACAUAGAAGCUACAUUGAAUAGCUUUAUUGAGGAUUGUAAUUGCUCUCAAGCUUCUGGCCUUUAGAGUUUGUCUGAUCUGCUCAAGAUAUAGGAUAUAGUUGCACUACAUUAUGACAAUUGUAAGAUCACUUGUACAUUGCUGUAACACUUUCCUGGUCAAAUUUCUGUACCUUUAAGCUAAUAAGCAGUGUUAAAGAACUGCAUAGCUUCAAGGAAAACUGUGAUAUGAACUUAUAGCAUAAUUUUUAGAGUGCUUGAGUCUGUUAGGAAAUGUGUACCAUUCAGUUGUACUGCCUUUGACUUUUAAGUGGCAGCAAUGGGGGUGACGUGCUGCACAGGCAUCACUAUGCAGAGGAAAAUAUUUUCAGGUCCUGAUUGUCCACAGCUGUAACGCAAACAAUGUAGUAAUGAAUGUAGGUUCAUGUAGAGCUCGUUUACACCUGAAACCAUUUUAUAACUUUCUUUUUUUAAGGAACUACCCUUAUAUUAUCUGUAUAAAACUGCAGAUAAAGACAUUUAUUUGAGCUAAAAGGCUGAAUUGAAUACAUUUGAACAUAGAUUCAUUUCAGGUCCUGAUUGUCCACAGCUGUGACGCAAACAAUGUAGUAAUGAAUGUAGGUUCAUGUAGAGCUCAUUUACACCUGAAACCAUUUUAUGUUUCUUUUUUAAGGAACUACCCUUAUAUUAUCUGUAUAAAACUGUGCAGAUAUAGACAUUUAUUUGAGCUAAAAGGCUGAAUUGAAUACAUUUGAACAUAGAUUCAACUUAGUUGUACUUGCAGCUGCAGCUGAGAAUGUCGUUCAAUCGUGAACUUCAUUAAAUCAGUGCUCCAGUGUCUUAGCGCUCCUGCAGUCCAUGUUCUGAAUGAGCUCCAAUAGAAAUGCAGGCAAUGAAUUUCAGACAUGGCUAAAAUGCUCACGCUGUCAUUUUGUGUAGUCACGAGUGCACUACUUGAUAUUUAUAGGAUAGGCAUGUGCACUUGAGCUGCAAAGUUUAUAUAACCAAAGCAGUUACCAUCGUGCAAAAAUUUUUCCGCCAAUUUUUGUGGUGCAACACAGAAUUUCGCUCGUGAAAACAUACUGUACACAACAGCAUGAUUCAUGCAUUUGUUUAGCGUGUGUAACACCGUAGUUACUGCACUAAUCGCCACUCGACAGAAAUAAACUAUUGUAGGUAUGAAGUUAACUUAUUUUGUGUCUCAAAAAGAAGUUGCAACCAGUUAUAAUUUAUGACGGAUAGGAAAGUUUUCUUUCCUUUUUAUUCUAACAAAUACCCCCCCCCCAUUCCCCCUUUAUUUCGUUGAGACACUGGUAACUUAGCCCAACUUAGCACACUUGGGCUUGGUGGGCUUAUCAAUAUAUUACAUAACCUGGUAGGGUUGCUGGUAAGCCCACAGAUCUCAAGAGGCAGUCUUUCUGCAUUUCUUUCUUCUUUUAUCUUUCUUUUAGCACCGAUAAAAUAAUGUAUACUCAUGCCAUUUUAUGGGAAUUGUGUGCAAAAGUGUGUCCUAUGUUGUGGGAGUGGAAUCGCUAUUGCAUCAGCUACACAGGUUGACUAGACGCAGCUGCCAUGAGUGCACAGAUGCCUGCAGCUGUUCCUGUUUGCAUGUUCCUGAGUAUCCUCAUGGUUCCAAAUGCAGUACGCUGAGCAUGAGUGCUGACAAUACGCCAGGUUAACAGAUGGCAUACAGCAGCAGAUAUUAAUCUGCUAAUUUGUUGUCCUCGUCUUCCUUCAGAUGACACUCAGAGGUGUCUGAUGUGCAUAAUCAGAGUGUGAAAAUUUCUCAAAUCGAGACUGCACAGCAAAAUUGCUUUUGCAAUUGAAGAAAAAAAUAAUAUGCAAUGUUCAAGAAAGUGUAACUCAACAAAGGAAUUUUUUUUUUCAUCGCAGCUUUUAUUACGUUGGGCCUCUGUAGGUAGUACACUACAAGAAGUGUUUUGUUUUGCAUUUUCGCCUUUUCUCAAAAAGCUCGCACUUCGUUUUUUGCCAUGUUGGAGUGUUGUGUGCGAAUGUCGGCAUGAACAAGUAACCACAGAAAUCCAUGGAACAUCCAGCAAGAAUCUAAAUUUAUUUAUAGAACAAGGCAUACAUAGUAUGUACAACGAAUAUCCAUUAAUAGAUAGCCAUGCUAGGUGUCUGAUGGAUAUGUGACAUACAUAAAUAAAUGCCUAUUUAAGUAUUUGUUCUUGUAUAUUUAAAUAUAAGCUGCACCACUGUUUCGUCCAUGUAAUUUGCAAAUGAAACAUAACAUGUCAGUAGCAUACUUCUGUCUCCUACUUUGACACACACAAGUUUUGCUGUCUACUCAGCCAUUGAGGUAGAUGUCGCAAAAACAGUGUCACAUUCAACUAAAAAUAUCUAAUAAGGAUUGUAACAUAAAUAGCAUGAAUGUUCUGAAACAAGACAACUUUAUAGUCUCAUACACUCAACCACAUUGACUGUUUCUUUUCUUACGACUGACGAAAUUCACUAUUAAAUCUUCACUCAUUUGUUUUGAGACAAUGGUGCUAGUAUGUGCUGACAUAUGGGUGUGUGAAGGUGCUCUCAACUGGUUGACUGGAUGCACGAGAUGCUUCAGCAAAAUUACAGCACUUGAGUGCCAAAUGUCUGAUAUCUGUAUUUAUCCUGUGGAAUGCCAACUAAACUCAAUUGCAAAAAAAAAGGUAUGCCUUUGUUUUUCCAAAAUGAAAUAUCCAAUUUGAAUGUUCGACAGAUGUUAAGCAGAAAUUCAAUGAUACCCUCAGCAUAUUGGUGACACUGUUGAAGCUCGGGCAAGUUGGUGCAAAAUUUUUUUUUCAACAGCGCAAAGGACAAGGACCUUUGCGCGGUUGAAAAAGGAAUAUUGGUGAAUGUCCACUACUUGUCCAGUGGGUAUCUGUGGUUACCUAUGUAGCUGUGGUUCAUGCAAUGUGGCUUCAUACUGUGCUUGUGGUGUAACACCUGACCAUAUUUUGGGAAACAGUGUUUGAUGGCUGCAUUAUAGAAAUGUUACCAGAAUAUGUGUAGGUGUAUAAUUUUCGUGUCAAUUGCAUAACAACAAAGCCCUAAAGUACUACUAACACACACCUACAGGCAUUCAUUUCUAGGGGUAUUGUAUUGCCUACAGCAAAGCCAGUAACAGCACUGCUUCCUCCGAUCACGGAAGUGUGAAAAUAUGUAUUUAUGACUGUUGCACGAGGCAUCGCAGGCUUGAGAUUCCGUUCAUGUGCAACACUGGCCAUGGUUACCAUAAAAAGGCCAACAGUUGAAAAAUUAGUAACUUCAUGCAAAUUGUGCUUGUUUGCGUUGUAGUGUGAUUAUAAAUAUCGGUACUAGGCUGAUUGAUAAGAGUAACCUAACAAAUUAUUUUGCAACCAUAAGGACAUUUGUUUUAUUCUGCUCCAACAUCAUUUAGAGGUGAAUCCAGUAUAUAUGAUGUUUGUGUGCAUUAGUAUUAAAUUGUGCAAAAGAAAAAUAAAUUCAGACAUUUAUCAAGCUUGCCUGAUGCUUCAGAAGGCUCAGGUUUUAGUCCUUCUAACAGACGUAGCUAAGGUGGUUUGCUAUAUUUCUGUAACUGCCAGAUCAACCUGUAGUAGUAACAAUCAAACCAGUUUUUGGUUUUACAGGGAGGGAGCUACUGCAGAAAGCACACCCUUCUCGAAAUGGGUACAAAUUCCAGUAAGUUUAGCUCCUAAAGCACACAAUGUGGCAUGUUGCUUGUAUAGAUUGUUUCGAUAAUAAAACCCACAAUUGGAGGAUUUACCUAAGACAGUAUACCUAAGGGUGCUGUCUAAACAGAAGCAGCAGGAGCUGCUUUGCCUACAGAAGUUUAUGGAUUAUUUACAUUACACCAUUCUAUGUCACAGUUUUCUCUAUACAUAUGUUUUGCAUACAUUAGUGCCCGAUGAUGUGCAGUACUGCACAUGUGCUUGAAUGAAGAGCAUGUGCUUUCUUAUUCCACUGAGCAGAGCAUAAUGGUAUUGGCCAGGGUAUCACAAAUGUUGCCUAAACAUUGUGAUAAAUUUUCUCUUAAAUACAUUCUGAUAAAAUGUUCUCAGUGUAUGCCAAUAGUGCAAAGUGAUUGAAGAGUGGAUAAUAAAUCUUGAAACUGCCAAGAUGUUGCAUGUUAAACCUUGCAUCCCACAUGAAUAAAGACUGUCAGAGACUGUAA
Messenger RNA from Dermacentor andersoni, 7774 nucleotides. RefSeq names its product oxidative stress-induced growth inhibitor 2-like. Lineage: Eukaryota; Metazoa; Arthropoda; Arachnida; Ixodida; Ixodidae. The record is from RefSeq and is a predicted model, not a curated record.